Oldenlandia corymbosa var. corymbosa is the source of this 693-nucleotide messenger RNA. The record is from the annotation of a GenBank genome assembly. NCBI's taxonomy places the organism in Eukaryota, Viridiplantae, Streptophyta, Magnoliopsida, Gentianales, Rubiaceae.
AUGGCUUCUAAUUCACAAGCAAGCUCUCAAGUGAAAGAAAAAGGGAAAGGAAACUGUUUCACUUGGACUCCCGAGAUGGAUAAGAUUCUUGGGAUAUGUUUUAUAGAUCAAAUGGCUCAAGGAAACAAAUGUGACGGGAAAUUGGCUUGGAAGUUCUCCUCGUGGACAUCAGCUAUAAAUGCACUUUAUGUUCAUCUAAAAGUUAAUGUAGACAAGAGCAAAGUCCAAUCUCGUUUGAAGACAUGGGCGAAGCACCAUGAGAUCUUGUAUCCGUUAUUGGUCUCCAGCAAUUCCGGCUCUCCAAUCACAUGGGACUAUGUGAGGGGCAGAAUUGCAAUCCACGAUGAAAAUGCCAAUCCCCAACUUGCUCCUUGUAGGAGCAAAAUUGUGAUUGAAAAUUGGGAUGAUAUUUGUGCAAUUUUCUCGCAAGACCGUGCCGAUGGCCAAGGGGCAGCAACUUUUGAGGAGAAUAAUGCUGAGACAGAGGUCAACUCUUUCAACAUAGGAGAUCCAUUUGAAGAGAUUCAUAAUCAAUUUGAAGCUAUGAGACUUUUGUUGGCCCGGCAAAAGCGAAAGGAAGGCACAUCUUCUGCUUGUUCUCAAGGCUCGAGAAAAAAACCAACAUCAACGCAAGCUCCUGAUUAUAUGACGCAAAUGGCUACUGAGUUUAGUGACUACAUGUUGGGGGAAUGA